Triticum dicoccoides is the source of this 4179-nucleotide messenger RNA. RefSeq names its product ABC transporter G family member 41-like. The coding region runs from base 13 to 4116 and encodes 1367 amino acids. Gene Ontology annotation, cellular component: membrane. The transcript has 21 exons. The record is from RefSeq and is a predicted model, not a curated record. NCBI's taxonomy places the organism in Eukaryota, Viridiplantae, Streptophyta, Magnoliopsida, Poales, Poaceae. Gene Ontology annotation, molecular function: ABC-type transporter activity; ATP binding; ATP hydrolysis activity.
UAGGAGGAGUCGAUGAGCAAGGUGGAGAUGGGCGAGGAGGAACAAGACGGUACAGCAGUACAUGACCCAGAGAAGAAGAUGAACAAGGCGUCGUCUGCGAGCACUGUCCCACCGUCGUCGUCCUUGAGGGACGCGCUCUCCUCCACCUCCUCGUCGUCCCUGAGAGAGCAACAUCACGAUGAGGAGGUCGAGCUGAAAUGGGCGGCCAUCGAGAGGCUGCCCACCUGGGACAGGCUCCACACCUCGCUCCCUCUCCAUGCCAACGCCAUUCAUCCGUUGGAGCCGGUGGACGUGCGCCGGCUGGGGGCCGCGGACCGGCGGGAGCUGGUGCACACCCUCAUCACCGACAUCCACGAGGACAACCUCCGCCUGCUCCGGCACCAGCGCCGCAGGAUGGACAGGGUCGGCGUGCGGCAGCCCACGGUCGAGGUCCGAUGGCGGAACCUGCACGUCGACGCCGAGUGCCAGGUCGUCGAUGGCAAGCCGCUCCCCACGCUCCUCAACUCCGCCAUCUCCACACUCUCGCUACUCACCACCAUGCUCGGCUUCAACCGUAACCAAGAAAGGAUCCACAUCCUCAAAGAUGUCACUGGCAUCCUCAAACCUUCCAGGAUGACCCUUCUCCUUGGACCCCCAGGCUGUGGCAAAACCACCCUUUUGCUAGCACUUGCUGGAAAGCUCAACAAAAAUCUCAAGGUAACAGGUGAAAUUGACUACAAUGGUGUCAAGCUGCAAGAUUUUGUUCCAGAGAAGACAUCAGCGUACAUUGGUCAGUACGAUCUUCAUGUCCCUGAGAAGACUGUCAGGAAGACGCUCGACUUCUCUGCAAGAUUCCAGGGCGUUGGCAGCAGAGCAGAAAUCAUGAAGGAAGUCAUUAGAAGGGAGAAGGAGGCUGGGAUCAUCCCUGACCCCAACAUAGAUACAUACAUGAAGGCAAUAUCUGUGGAUGGUUUAGAAAGAAGCAUGCAAACAGACUACAUUAUGAAGAUAAUGGGACUUGACAUAUGCGCUGAUGUACUAGUAGGAGAUGCCAUGAGAAGAGGUAUUUCAGGCGGUGAGAAGAAAAGACUAACCACAGGAGAGGUGAUAGUAGGACCAUCAAAAGCGCUCUUCAUGGAUGAAAUAUCAACUGGGCUGGACAGUUCUACCACCUUCCAAAUUGUUUCUUGUCUCCAACAGCUAGCUCAUAUAUCAGAGUCUACCAUACUGGUCUCACUCCUUCAACCAGCACCAGAGACUUACCAACUUUUUGAUGAUAUUAUCUUGAUGGCUGAAGGACAAAUCGUAUACCAUGGUCCUAAGAGCUGCAUUAUGAGUUUCUUUGAAUCUUGUGGCUUCAAGUGCCCUGGAAGAAAAGGGGAUGCUGACUUCCUUCAAGAGGUCCUAUCGAAAAAAGAUCAACAACAAUACUGGAGCCGUACCGAAGAAGGAUAUAAUUUUGUUACAGUUGACCAAUUCUGUGAUAAGUUCAAAGCAUCUCAGAGUGGUCAGAAUCUUGUUGGGGAGCUUUCAAAGCCGUAUGACGAAUCCAAAGGACAUAAGAAUGCACUGUCCUUCAGUAUCUACUCGUUAUCCAAGUGGGAUCUCGUCAAGGCAUGUUUUGCACGGGAGCUCCUUCUUAUGAAAAGAAAUGCCUUCAUCUACAUAACAAAAGCCAUUCAGCUUGGACUAAUUGCUGCUAUUACUGGGACAGUAUUUCUGCGCACCCAUAUGGGUGAUGAUAGAAUUCAUGCUAACUAUUAUAUGAGUUCACUCUUCUUUGCGCUUCUGCUGCUGAUGGUGAAUGGUUUCCCUGAGCUGGCCAUGGCAAUUAACAGACUGCCAGUCUUCUACAAACAGAGAGACUACUACUUCUAUCCUGCAUGGGCUUAUGCAAUACCAUCUUUUAUCCUAAAGAUUCCAGUCUCUUUAGUUGAGUCAGUAGCUUGGACAUCAAUAUCCUACUACCUGAUUGGCUAUACCCCAGAAGCAUCUAGGUUUUUCUCUGAGCUCCUCAUCCUCUUCCUCAUCCACACAGUAACAUUAUCAAAGUUCCGGUGUGUUGCCUCAUAUUGUCAAACGAUGGUGGUUGCUUCAAUCUGUGGCACAUUGACAUUUCUAGUCAUGCUUCUAUUUGGAGGUUUCAUAAUUCCUCGUGUUCCAGGAUCUUCUCGUGCUAUUAUCUCUUGCAGUAAGCUUGCCACAUUUGGUGAAAGAAACCAAGCUAAGGAUACGAAAAAUGGGAUGCCUAAUUUACAAGCAGAAACCGCUUUGACACCUAAUAGGACUGGGAGGAUGGUAUUGCCUGUCACACCCCUUACAAUAUCAUUUCAAGAUGUCAACUACUAUGUAGACACCCCCACGGAAAUGAGGGAGCAUGGUUAUAUGGAAAGAAAACUACAACUACUGCACAAUAUCACAGGAGCAUUUCAGCCAGGGGUUCUCUCAGCCCUUAUGGGGGUUAGUGGAGCGGGAAAAACAACACUCCUUUAUGUUCUUGCUGGAAGGAAAACGGGUGGUGUUAUUGAAGGGGAUAUAAGAAUAGGAGGCUAUCCUAAGAUCCAGCAAACUUUUGCUAGGAUAUCAGGCUACUGUGAACAGACUGAUGUUCAUUCCCCACAAAUCACAGUGGGUGAAUCAGUUGCAUAUUCAGCCUGGUUGCGCCUUCCACCAGAAAUUGAUUCAAAAGCAAGAAAUGAAUUUGUAAAUGAAGUUCUUGAAACAAUUGAGUUAGAUGAAAUUAGAGAUUCUUUGGUUGGAAUACCAGGGGUAAAUGGACUAUCGACAGAGCAACGGAAACGGCUCACUAUUGCAGUUGAGCUUGUGUCUAACCCUUCAAUCAUAUUCAUGGAUGAGCCAACAUCAGGCUUGGAUGCAAGGGCAGCUGCUAUUGUCAUGCGUGCAGUCAAGAAUGUUGCAGAUACAGGUCGGACAGUCGUGUGCACCAUUCACCAACCAAGUAUCCAUAUGUUUGAGGCAUUUGAUGAGUUGAUGCUGAUGAAAAGGGGUGGAGAGUUGAUCUAUGCUGGGCUAGUUGGACAUCAUUCAUGUGAGGUCAUCCAAUAUUUCCAGGCAAUACCUGGGGUUCCCAGGAUCAAGGACAACUACAACCCAUCAACAUGGAUGCUAGAAGUUACUUCCACAUCUAUGGAAGUUCAACUGGGAGCAGAUUUUGCACAAUUGUACAGGGAAUCAUCAAUGUGCAAGGACAAGGACAUGGUGGUAAAGCGGUUAAGCGUACCAGUUCCAGGUACGACCGACCUCCAUUUUGCGACACGGUUUCCACAGAAGUUUCAGGAGCAAUUCAAAGCUUGCCUCUGGAAGCAGUGUUUGUCGUAUUGGAGAACCCCUUCCUACAACCUGGUGCGAUUUGUGUUCAUAACAUUAUCCUGCAUUUUCUUUGGUGCACUGUUCUGGCAACAAGGCAACAUCAACCACAUAAACGACCAGCAAAGUCUCUUCACCAUAUUGGGGUGCAUGUAUGGAAUCACUCUGUUCGCUGGCACCAACAACUGUCAAUCGGUGAUGCCAUUUAUCUCCGUGGAGCGCUCUGUCGUUUACAGGGAGAGAUUUGCAGGGAUGUACUCUCCUUGGGCCUACUCUUUUGCGCAGGUUGCCAUGGAGAUACCUUAUGUGCUGAUGCAGGUGGUGCUGUUCAUGUUGAUAGCAUAUCCGAUGAUAGGGUACGCGUGGACAGCAGCGAAGUUCUUUUGGUUUAUGUACACCAUGUUUUGCACACUGCUCUGCUUCGUCUACAUGGGAAUGGUGGUGGUGUCGUUCACCCCCAACAUCCAAUUUGCAUCCGUACUUUCAUCUAUGUUCUACACCCUACAAAACCUCAUGUCUGGCUUCAUCGUGCCUGCGCCUCAAAUACCGAGAUGGUGGAUAUGGUUCUACUACGUCUCCCCAAUGUCGUGGGAGCUAAGGGUCUUAUUCACCACGCAGUUCGGGGAUUACGACGACAGGAUGAUCGAUGUAUUUGGAGAGACCAAAUCGGUCCCAGCAUUCAUGAAGGACUACUUUGGUUUUCGGCGUGAUUUGCUGCCGCUGGCAGCUGUUGUUCUGGCGGCAUUCCCCAUCCUUCUUGCCGUUCUCUUCGGUUACAACAUCUCAAAGCUCAAUUUCCAAAGGCGAUAGACACACAUGUAUUCAUCAAAGUAGUAAAACAGUAGCACGGUAGAGAAAAGAUAUUGCUUGCGC